GAAUGCCUUAUGCAAAUCAACCUCAAGUGACUAUUUUACAAUUAAGCAAUGAAUUGGUUCGCUUCUGUCUGGAAGAUACUGAUUUGAGUGUAGCAAAUUCUCUACGUCGUGUUUUCUUGGCUGAAGUACCUAUAAUGGCAAUUGAUUGGGUUCAAAUAGAACAAAAUACUUCUGUUCUUCAUGAUGAAUUUAUUGCUAAUCGAAUGGGAAUGAUUCCUUUAACUUCUGAUGGAAUUGUUGACAGAAUGCAUUAUACAAGAGUUUGUUUGUUUUGUUCCAAUUGUUCUGUCCAAUUUGAAUUGAAUGUUCGCUGUGAUGAGGAUACGACUAGAGCUGUUACUUCGGAUGAUUUAGAGUCGAAUAACAUUGAGGUUGUUCCGGCUUGUGGUUCUCAUGCAAAUCGUGAUACUCUUGAGAUGGAUGGAAUUUCUGAUGAAAUCUUGAUUGUUAAGCUUCGAAAAGGACAAGCCAUUUCAAUGCGUUGUUUUGCCAAAAAGGGAUUUGGAAAAGAACAUGCCAAAUGGAAUCCUUGUUCAUCCGUUGCAUUUGAAUAUGAUCCAGACAAUGCUCUUCGUCACACAGUCUUAGCAAAACCUGAGGAAUGGCCAAAAAGCGAAUUUAGUGAAUUAUUAAAUGAAGAAGAUCAACGAGAGGCUCCUUAUCGCCCAAUGGACAAACCAAGGAAGUUUUGGAUUAGUGUGGAAAGUGCUGGUGCUUUGAAGGCAGAAAAUAUUAUUUUGAGUGGAAUUCAAGCUUUAAAGAAGAAAUUGGUGGAUUUGCAGCAACAAUUGACGAUUGAAAGAAAUGCUCCUGAAUUUUAUUGAAGAAAAGAGAUUGGUUUAUUUAUUUUUGAUUUUAUGAUAAUAAUUUUUGGAGUGUUUUAUUGGUAAUAUUUAGUUUACUUUCAUGAGAGUGGGUUCUUUUCCAAAUCUAGGUAAAGAGGUCACACUGUUAUCACUAGGAUUAUUCCCUUGUGGGAGGGGGGGGUGGGCGGGGAAUUCUCAAAUAAAUGUCAAAUUCAUCGUUUCACAGGGGCUGGGUACAACCCUAACUUCAUUUACUUCUUCCUUAAAGAAAUUUACUCCUUGGCAUGAGACUAAAUCAGACGAUUUGUCUGAAAUAUAAAAAUAAAUACAAAACAAAAUACAUGCUUAAUGUCUGGUAACACAUUCUUUGUCUGAAUCUUAAUAGGCGAAGGACUUGGAACUUCUUUUUGGAAGUUUUCGGCUGAAGAAACGAAGUCAAACGCUUCAAGUUUUCAAGAAACGGAUAUCUCCCAACCUUGGAACCGGAGACGAAAUUUGAAAAAAGUCAGAACAAAUCCCCAAUACCAAACAUAGGUAGUAUAAUAUUGUUUGUUCUCAACUUUAGCUGAAUAAGAACGAAGCAGAUAUGUUGCGAAACAUUCGUAUUCUGAAAGACGAUAUUAAGCUGUUGGAGCCUAUACAUCCAAAACAAAAUAAAAAAUCGACAAGUCCGUUUAAAGCCCAAACCAAAAAUGUUUUGCCGCCGGUUCAAAAAGUAUUUUGUUUUACAUUUUUAUAUAUUUUAGGCAACUCAACAACUGGUUGGUGCUUGUGCGGAGAAGGUAUUGUU
Meloidogyne enterolobii is the source of this 1596-nucleotide messenger RNA. The record is from the annotation of a GenBank genome assembly. Lineage: Eukaryota; Metazoa; Nematoda; Chromadorea; Rhabditida; Meloidogynidae.